This is a messenger RNA of Oryzias latipes (Japanese medaka), 2303 nucleotides long. It is a transcript of the gene atf4a, whose product is annotated as activating transcription factor 4a. Gene Ontology annotation, biological process: regulation of transcription by RNA polymerase II. Lineage: Eukaryota; Metazoa; Chordata; Actinopteri; Beloniformes; Adrianichthyidae. Gene Ontology annotation, cellular component: ATF4-CREB1 transcription factor complex; ATF1-ATF4 transcription factor complex; nucleus. Gene Ontology annotation, molecular function: RNA polymerase II transcription regulatory region sequence-specific DNA binding; DNA-binding transcription activator activity, RNA polymerase II-specific. The record is from RefSeq and is a predicted model, not a curated record.
AUGAAUACAGUCAAGCAGUACUGCGACUCUAUAUACCCUCGUGUUAUCCAUUCCCCCCGUUCUUCUUCGCUAACAGGAUUGUACGAGUGUUUGGUCGGCCGACAGGGAGCAAUAAUCACACUAAAAUGGCAGUGUGAAGGCGCGCGGCAGCGAUCCUUGCAGCGGCAAAAACCCGGCAGUGCAACGGCUUAUUGCACUGGCUAUUUCUGGCAAAAUGGCGUCUCUCUCGGCAACCACCCUCAGCAUUGCUGCCGUCGACAGCAGGACCGAACCUCUCGACUUGUCGACCCUGUCAGAUUUCCAUUCGUAUUUGCUUUCACCUAUAUCACUGACCACCAAUGGCCAUGAUGCUCUCCCAGCUGGCUUUGGAGGACGUGGAGGCCCUGUGCUUAGGGUCCUCGUUUCUGAUGGCUGACCCCAUUGGGCCCCUUCUGGACCAAGAUGAAGAAGAAGCUCUUUCUCCCUCCUCUUCCUUAGAGGUGAAGGUGCCUAUGUCGCCUUCCCUCUCUUUCUCCUCAUGUGCAUCUGACCAUUCUCCGUAUCAGACCAUGGCAUUUUCUCCCUUCUCCCCUGCCUCUCCUCCUCCUUCUCCUCCAAUUCACUCCUCAUUCCUGGAGACAAAGGCGGAAGUGGACCUGCUUCCUUUCUCCCUGCUGGAAGCCAACGACCUGCUGAACUCCCAUGCUGUAGCAGGAGGUGGCAAAGCAGAUGAUGCUUUCGAGGACAUGGACUGGAUGUCAGAAAAAGUUGACUUGAGUGAAUUUGACCUGGAUUCUCUAAUUGACUCCUGUUCAUCUGCAUCUUCUCCUGAGGACCUCUUGGCCUCGCUUGAGUCCCACGUUGACCUAAAUCUGGACUCCUUUGAAGAAACCGUUGGUGUCCAGUCCAAUGCCUCCGACUUGGUUAUAAUGUCUCAAUCCCUCCCCAUGCAAACCUCUGAGGCUGAAAAGGAAGAUGUGUCUUUUGUUCAGGAGGAUGCUGAGAAGUCUAACAGGUCUCCUUCCUCAACACCCUCAUCUCCUUCUCCCUCCUUCACGCUCGAGCUGGGAAGUGAGGUGGAUGUUGUAGAUGCUGGAAAAACUGCCACAUCCCUCGCUGCAACCAUCCUCUCAGAUCCGAGUGGUGUCAUUCAGACCAGCAGCCCUAUUGUGCUUUCCAUUCCUUCAUCCGGCCACUUGGUGGUGGUUGUUACCAACAAGGAGCCCCCAUCAAUCUCUAUACCCAGCCAGCCAAUUGAAACGUCCUCAUCAAGUGAUUGUGACAGCGACUCUGGUAUCGAUUCAGUUGCCGGCUCGCCUCCUUCUCCUCCUACUUCCCCCACACCCGGUUCCUCCAGAACCAAACCCUACAGCAAACCUAAGUCUGCCUCCUCAUCCUCCCCUAAAGCCCCCAAGGUGAAGUCGGUGUCAGGCGCUCCCAAGGUGGUUGAGAAGAAACUGAAGAAGAUGGAGCAGAACAAGACGGCAGCCACGCGCUAUCGUCAGAAGAAGAGGGUUGAGCACGAGCUGCUGACUGAAGAGCUUGAAGAAUUAGAAAAGAAGAACCACGAGCUAAAAGAAAAAGCAGAGUCCAUCUCUCGGGAGAUCCAAUACCUGAAGGAUUUGAUGGAGGAAGUCCGCAAGCACCGGCGUGGAAAGACCAGCUCAAUGGCGUAGACGACAGAAGGCUAAUGUAGUGCGGUUUUAUUUCUUCAUUUGCAUAUGAGCUGUUGGUGGAGACUGAAAGUGCAGUAUAAGGUUGAGUGUGUAGAACCAGGUUGUAGAAAUUGAGAUUAGUUUAGAUGAGGGGGGCUGGGAGGUGGUAAGGUGAAGCAUCUGUACAUGCUUGUCUCUCAGCCCCCUGUAUGACCUUGUUUGGAAAUCCCCUAAUUAACAGACUCUCUGUGCAGACAGGUAGUGUUUAACAUUGUAGACAAGGCAUGCAAAGCAGGAGUCAUUAUUAGUUCAUGGUAGAUGUUGAUAGUCAACAACAGCGGUCACAAUCCUAAUGGGUAAAUUUACCUUUAAAUUUGGAGAUUCUCCUCCCUGCCACACUUUUGUCCACAGCUUUUUUAAUCCUCUCACCUCCAUUGGACCUUCCUCUAAAUCUGAGUCCAGAAAGGGGCCUCAGCCUAUUGAAAGAUUCUUGAUUAUUCCACUCCUGUCAAGAGUUUUGUCUGUAAAUAAUUUUCUCUAUUGCUAAUGCGGUUUCUGUUAUUUAAUGCAAAGUAACUUUAAAUCAUGCUCGGUAACUCUUUGAAAUGGUGUUUGGCUUGUAAAAUGCUUUGCUCUUUUUUUUCCUAAUAAAUAUUAUUUCCUUUAUUA